Molecule: messenger RNA, 1075 nt
Organism: Antechinus flavipes (yellow-footed antechinus)
Lineage: Eukaryota; Metazoa; Chordata; Mammalia; Dasyuromorphia; Dasyuridae
Gene: MAK16
Product: MAK16 homolog
Exons: 10
Coding region: 83-991 (302 amino acids)
Biological process (GO): maturation of 5.8S rRNA; maturation of LSU-rRNA
Cellular component (GO): nucleolus; preribosome, large subunit precursor
Source: RefSeq, a predicted model, not a curated record
CACCGGAAGAAGUUCUUUCCGUGCAUGGCCGCUCCCUGAUCCAUCUGGAGCAACACGUUGAGGAACGGUACCAGCCGGCACCAUGCAGUCAGAUGACGUUAUCUGGGAUGUGCUUGGAAACAAGCAGUUUUGUUCUUAUAAAAUGAAAACGAAGACCCAGAACUUUUGUCGAAAUGAAUACAACCUGACUGGAUUAUGCAACCGUUCUUCCUGCCCAUUAGCAAACAGCCAGUAUGCUACCAUCAAAGAAGAGAAAGGUCAGUGCUACUUGUAUAUGAAGGUGAUAGAACGAGCAGCUUUCCCUAGGCGCAUGUGGGAGCGGGUCCGACUCAGUAAGAAUUAUGAGAAAGCUUUGGAGCAAAUAGAUGAAAAUCUCAUUUAUUGGCCUCGCUUCCUUCGGCACAAAUGUAAACAGCGGUUCACCAAGAUCACCCAGUAUCUGAUUCGAAUCCGGAAACUUACUUUAAAGCGACAGAGAAAACUUGUUCCCUUGAGCAAAAAGGUGGAAAGACGUGAAAAAAGACGAGAGGAAAAAGCACUAAUAGCUGCUCAACUGGAUAAUGCAAUAGAAAAGGAAUUAUUGGAAAGGCUAAAACAAGAUACGUAUGGUGACAUCUACAACUUCCCCAUUCAUGCCUUUGACAAAGCUUUGGAACAUCAAGAAGUUGAAAGUGACUACUCAGAUACUGAAGAGAAAGAAGAGGAAGAGGAGGAAGAAGAAGAAGAUGAAGAUGACUUGAACAAAAGGGAAUUUGUGGAAGAUGAUGAGGUGGAAGAGAGCGACAUCAGUGAUUUUGAGGAUAUGGAUAAAUUAGAAGCUACCAGUGAAGAAGAUCAGGAGAAAUCCUCCAGUGAAGAAGAAGAAAAGCCUACUACUGCCAAACACAAAGGCAAAGCCCCAUUGAAAGGCCCCAUGAAGAGAAAGCGAGCCUAUGUGGAAAUAGAGUACGAGCAGGAAAUGGAGACAGCGACCAGAGCCCAGACAGCCUGAGUGUCUUUGGGCAUUUUGUAAAUAGUCAGAGACAGGAAUGAGUAUCCUCAUUUUUCUAUCUUUUAAAAGAUCCUUGCUCUCCCA